Cynara cardunculus var. scolymus (artichoke) is the source of this 3361-nucleotide messenger RNA. RefSeq lists its product as uncharacterized. NCBI's taxonomy places the organism in Eukaryota, Viridiplantae, Streptophyta, Magnoliopsida, Asterales, Asteraceae. The coding region runs from base 326 to 3058 and encodes 910 amino acids. The record is from RefSeq and is a predicted model, not a curated record. The transcript has 12 exons.
GCUGUCCACCACCAAUCUGCUGCAACCACCGCCGAGGGCCUUCAUUCCAGUCUCCAUACGCCAUCGAGCCACCACCGCCGACAGCCAUUCCCCAGCCGGCCCCCUGCACACCGUAAUCUCACUCUCCGGCUACCACUCCUCCUACCACCUCCAGGACAUCACGACCAGCACUCCGAUUACGAAUAUUCUUGCAGAAACCCUACAGCACAGGAAGGCGGUCGAAGUGUCCACAUUCCACACUUUAUAAACCCUAAAUCCUAUAUACUCACAAUCCCCAAGUAUCCAAAUCGCCAAGGUUCUAUUGCUCGAUCAAUUAACAUUCAAAAUGUCAUAUCACGAUGAAGAAGAAUCCUCCGGCAGUGAUUCCGAUACCGGAUUUGCCGAAGACAUGGAAGCUCUUAGAAGGGCCUGCUCUGUCACAGGCGUCGACGAUGCUGUCGACGAUCUCCCCAAAUCAUCCACUGCCGAUGACGAUCAUGAUGAUGCCACUUAUGCGUCUGAGGACGAAGACAUUGAGUUGCUUCGUCGGAUUCAACAACGUUUUUCUGUUCCAACCACAGACGUUGGCAAUGAACAGCAGCCUGUUUCUAUGAGACCAUUAAAUACCAUUCUACCUUCGGGCUUAUCGGAGGAGAAUGAUGAUUAUGGGGACGAUUUUGAAACUCUCCGUGCCAUUCAACGGCGGUUCUCGCAGUACAAUGAUAGCAUGAACAACAGCAUGGAGAGUUCUUUACAGAGUUCAGAGCAGGUUGGUGCAACUAACAUAGACUUGGAAAAGGAAUCAUCCACUAAUUUUUUUGUAAAGAGUAUUAAUAAUGGACAAGGAUUUCCAGAUUGUGUAGAUGGAAGAGCCACCGAUCAGAAUUUGGAUUUUCCCAGUAACAUUACCCCUGACAUUCUCCAUGAAAAUGUGAGUGAAGGGCAUGAGCCUGGUUCUGAACUUGUUCCAGUCACAGAUUGUGGGUUUCCAAGAUCUGCACAGGCAUUUGUUGAAGCCAUCAAGAAGAACAGGACAUGCCAGAAAUUUAUACGUAGUAAAUUAGUUCAGAUUGAAGCCAGGAUGGAAGAAAAUAAAAAAUUGAGGGAGCGUGUUAAAAUUCUAAAAGACUUUCAGGUGGCUUGUAGAAAAAGAACAGGCCGAGCAUUGUCUCAGAAAAAGGAUGCACGCAUCCAGCUCAUUUCAGUUCCAAAGCAGCGAGCCAAUGCUAAGGGUAAGGAUAAAAACACGCAUGCAAUUUAUCAAGGUCCUGCUGAGAAUUCCCAUGUUGCAAUUUAUAGAGAUGUAAUUUCAAAAUAUCCAUUCUCGUUGAAUAGGGAACCUUGGUUAAAAGAGGAUAAGGAGAACCUGAUGAAGGGAAUCAAACAGCAAUUCCAGGAGACAUUAAUGCACAAUCUUUUCAGUGCUGGAGAUGUAGAUUCUCGUUAUUUGGAUAGCAUGAUCGCGAAAAUUGGAGAUCAUGAAAUAUCUCCCGAGGAAAUCAGGCUAUUCGUUCCCAGGGUUAAUUGGGAACACCUUUCUUCCAUGUAUGUCCAAGGACGGUCUGGUCCUGAAUGUGAAUCGAGAUGGAUGAACUGUGAGGACCCCUUAAUUAAUCGUCAGUCUUGGACUGUACAAGAAGAUAAGAAGCUUUUAUAUGUUGUUCAGAACGAGGGAUUUAGUAACUGGAUUGACAUUGCUGGGCUACUGGGAACAAAUAGGACGCCUUUUCAAUGCUUGUCGCGUUUUCAGAGGAGUCUUAAUGCAUCUAUAAUAAAAAAUGAAUGGACGACUCCUGAAGAUGAGGAACUUCGUAUUGCUGUAUCAGAGUAUGGGGAAACUAACUGGCAGCUUGUUGCUUCUACACUGGAAGGACGGACUGGUACCCAGUGCUCGAAUAGGUGGAAGAAGUCCUUGAACCCACUCAGGGAAAGAGUUGGGAAAUGGGCUCCCGAUGAGGACAAACGUCUCAAAAUAGCUGUUAGGCUAUUUGGGGCCAAAAAUUGGUAUAAGAUAGCUAGAUUUGUGCCUGGAAGGACGCAAGUACAAUGCCGAGAAAGAUGGGUUAACUGCUUAGAUCCGUCACUUAAUAUGAAUGAGUGGACCGAAGAAGAGGAUUUGAAGUUGAAAGAAGCAAUUGCUGAACAUGGAUAUAGCUGGUCUAAGAUAGCUGCAUGUAUUCCCCCACGCACCGACAGCCAAUGUCGAAGGAGAUGGAAGGUCCUGCUUCCGCAUGAAGUUCCUAUGCUACAAGCAGCCAGAAAGAUGAAAAAGGCUGCUUUAAUAUCUAACUUUGUCGAUCGGGAGGAGGAGCGUCCUGCUCUCACUGCCAGUGAUUUUAUCCCACCACCUCUGCUGAUUAAGUCAGCUCCCAAGGUCAAUGAAGCUCGUUUAAGCACAAAGAAUAAAAGACAAAGGUUGCCACCAGAGCACCAUGUGCAUGAUACUUCAUCUGGAACUGUUGUUGUAGUUAGAUCCAGGAGGGCUAGAAAGGUUACUCAUACUGAAAAAGUACUGAGAUUAACGGAUGUAGAGGAUAAUGCUGACGUCACAGACAAUGGAAGAUGGAAGAACAAGCCGACAUCAUUGAAGAACAAGUCAAGCAUCUUGGUGAGGGGCACAGAACUACACAAUGGUGAAGGAAACAGAGCAUCUGUUGGGGACAAUGCUGAAAUGAAAGGUGAAGUCGCUGGAAAGCAGAAGCGGAAACGAAGAGGCAAGAAAGAAGAUGGAGAAAUUUUGGAAGCUGAUGCUAUUUCAAAGGAGAAUACCAUGAGAAGAGCAAAUGAAGGAUGCGAGUUGGCAGAAUCUGAAGUUGAUGAUGUCUCCUAUGAUCCAUGUUUACUUGAGGUUCUUGCGAAUGAACCUUGUUCUUGUCGAGAAAUGAUUGAGAGCACGAGUGGGAAAGUUGAAAAAACAUAUAAGAGAAGUAGAAAACGGGCAAAUGUAGAUGGCGAUAAAAGAAGCAGUGUGGUUAGAAAAGAAGGAAGUGAGAUACUAGUAGACGAAGAAGCGGAAGAUGGAGAGACCCUUGCUAGCUUCUAUAAGAAAGUAAAGAAGAGGAGGCUUGAAGGCCGUUAAGACUGAAGAAGAAGAUGGUUGUGUUGUUUGUUGAUCCAAAUGUGUGAUUAUUCCAAGUCAUUCCAAAGGUAGAGGAGGUAUGUUGGUUUUCUACUUCUGACAAAGGCUUUUUUUGAUGAUGGGGGUGAAAUCUACCAUCCAUAAUGAUCAAUCUUUAGCUGCAACUUUUCUGGCAUGGUACAUGGAUGGUUGUUGUGAUACCCUUAAAACCCUGAAGGAGGUGAGAUGUAUUGGGCUGGUUUGGUUACUUGUUAUAUGUUUCUUACUGGGCUGGUUUGGUUUACUUGUUACCCGUGUUUCUUA